GUUACUAACUUCCUUAUGAAAGCAGAGGAACGAGUUACUACUAGCGAGGACACUACAGUACGCGCGCAAAAGGUCUGCACAACUGAAGUAGUUUCACCUGCGGUUAAGAUCGUGCGAUCCUGAAAUAACUUCAAUGCGCCCUUGUCGCUCUUUUGAGAAUAACCGCAAUGGGAGCCUCGCAGUCUGCGGGCACUGAACAUGAGUUCCAAGAGCUGGCUGACCGAACUGGAUGUAAGUAGCCUGGGCUAUAUUAUACUCAAACGACGGUUUUAUUUCAGUUUCUAUGUGAUUAUAAUCAAAUGCAAAAUAACUCUUAAUAAUUAAUUAAUAAAUAGCCUAUACUUCGAUGAAUGGACAAAUACACUACACAACCAAAAGUAUGUGGACACCUGCUCGUCGAACAUCUCAUUCCAAAAUCAUGGGCAUUAAUAUGGAGUUGGUCCCCCUUUGCUGCUAUAACAGCCACUAGAUUUUGGAACAUUGCUGCGGAUACUUGCUUCCAUUCAGCUACAAGAGCAUUAGUGAGGUCGGGCACUGAUGUUGGGCAAUUAGGCCUGGUUCGCAGUCAGCGUUCCAAUUCAUCCCAAAGGUGUUCGAUUGGGUUGAGGUCAGGGCUCUGUGCAGUCCAGUCAAGGUCUUCUACAUCGAUCUUGAAAAACAAUUUCUGUAUGGACCUCGCUUUGUGCACAGGGGCAUUGUCAUGCUGAAACAGGAAAGGGCCUUCCCCAAACUAUUGCCACAAAGUUGGAAGCACAGAAUCGUCUAGAAUGUAAUUGUAUGCUGUAGCAUUAAGAUUUUCCUUCACUGGAACUAAGGGGCCUAGCCCAAACCAUGAAAAACAGCCCCAGAUCAUUAUUCCUCCUGCACCAAACUUUACAGUUGGCACUAUGCAUUGGGGCAGGUAGCGUUUUCCUGGCAUCCGCCAAACCAUUGCCAGAAGGUGAAGUGUGAUUCAUCACUCCAGAGAACGCGUUUCCACUGUUCCAGAGUCCAAUGGUGGAGAGCUUUACACCACUCCAGCCGACACUUGGCAUUGCGCAUGGUGAUCUUAAGCUUGUGUGCGGCUGCUUGGCCAUGGAAACUCAUUUCAUGAAGCUCCCGACAAUCAGUUAUUGUGCUGAAGUUGGUUCCAGAGGCAGUUUGGAGCUCGGUAGUGAGCGUUGCAACCGAGGACAGACAAUUUGUACACGCUACGCACUUCAGCACCUGGCGAUCCCGUUCUGUGAGCUUGUGUGGCCUACCACUUCGCGGCUGAGCCGUUGUUGCUCCUAGACGUUUCCACUUCACAAUAACAGCACUUACAGUUGACCGGGGCAGCUCUAGCAGGGCACAAAUGUUACGAACUGACUUGUUGGAAAGGUGGCAUCCUAUGACGGUGCCACGUUGAAAGUCACUGACCUCUUCAGUAAGGCCAUUCUACUGCCAAUGUUUGUCUAUGGAGAUUGCAUGCCUGUGUGCUCAAUUUCAUACACCUGUCAGCAAAGGGUGUGGCUGAAGUAGCCAAAUCCACUAAUUUGAAGGGGUAUCCACAUGCUUUUGUAUAUAUAGUGUAGCAUAUCUAGAAGUGCCUCAUCAUUUCAUAUUUUAAACUGGAAUUAUGAAUUGCAUAAUCACAUUACUUUGUGGUCAGUCUUCUAGUCAGUCUUCUGGAGAGCACAACAUAAGAUGCUGUAUUCCAACUGUUUUCACAUGAAUAGACAAUACUUGGAUUGUCCUUCUGUCAUUCCAUUGGAAAUCUGAUUAGAAGGUGGUAGGUAAGGACAGAAGGAAAACUGUUUAAUGAGCCAGUUGUAUAGAAUGGCAUGCCACUUGCCAAUAUGGUUCCAUAAUAUCUUGCAUGGAACCAUUGUGAAAUCUGUUAUGAAUGUAUUCUAAUGUUUUAAAAUGUAUAACUGCCUUACUUUUGCUGGACCCCAGGAUCCAUAAUAAAUACAAAUACAAAUAUGUUGUCUACAGCUUACUCUAUAGUCUGAUGUUUUAAAUUUAUAGUGAAAAUAAGACAAUUAUCAUUUGUGAUUUCAAUAUUACACUGUCAAUUAUGUAUUAAAAAAUUAAUUGACAGUCAAACAAAUAUCACACUAUUUUUGGAAGUGAUAAGUUUUCCUUCCCUUCAAAGUAUAAAAAGUGGAUGAUUUACACUUAAUUACUCUAAUGCUGCAUGACACACAGGUUUGAAGCAGUUGCAAGGUGUUUGGAACAUUGAUCUGUUCAUCUUAUCAGCUGGCUGCUUUCAUAAACGGGAUGACUGUGAUUGUCAGAAGAGACAAUAAAACAAAACUGUUCAAUAAGACAAAACAGCUAGUGUGUAGAGAGUUUAAUAAGUAAAGCUUGUUGGUUAUGGAGUGUCAGUUUACUCAACCUGCGAUGCUAAAGAAACUUCUAUUUGGUAAGUGGUACGGAGGUAUUUCAACUUAAGUUUAUUACCAUGUGUGUAAAGUGGGAAUGGAGACCUUGACAAUGCAUGCACCGCCACCUACAUAAAUCUGUACACCUGCCUGUGCAAAGUCUAGUUUGUGGUAGGCUAUUGUUCUGUGGUUACUGAAGCACAUUCACCUAGAGUAGUUGUUGUUCCUGUAAAUACCCAUGUGGGUAUGUGCUCUUAACAGGCACUGAGGGCAAAGCAAGUUCCUCCUUUAAAAUAAACACAAACUGUGGUUCUAUAACUGUAUCUAGCAACCAAAACAUUCAAAUGCUCAUGUGAAAACAAUUCCCCACACAGAAGUCAAUAAUUCAAAGUUCCCUUUGAAUGCAAAUAUAAUCACACCAGUGUGUUUGUUUUUCCGUCAGGCUGAUUGUGUUUUUUUAUCAUCAGGCUGAUUGUGUCGUAAGCCCAUUGUUGUCACAGUUCUGAACAGGUUUAUCUGUUUUGUACCUGUUUGCUACAGUUCAUUGACAUGUUUUGCAUUUCACAACCGAUAGAAUCCAGAGGGAAAGAAUGAAAAAUAAAUUAUGUGCAAAGAUUUCCAACCAGUCUAGGAGGGUGGUGUAUCUGGAAAUAGAAUACUCUCAAGUUAUUAGGACUUGAAGUCUUAAGUCUUAAAUUGCUCACUACUGUUAAAUUGCAAAUGCUAAUCUGCUCCUCUAAACCACUGUGAUUGUUUUAUUUCAGUUUCCCUGGAGCAGAUUGGCAACCUCAACAAGAGAUUCAGACAGCUGAGUAACAAUGAGGAGACACUAAGGUAUUGUCACCAACGCCCUCAUACAGUCCACCAACGCCAUCAUACAGUCCACCAACGCCCUCAUACAGUCCACCAACGCCAUCAUACAGUCCACCAACACCCUCAUACAGUCCACCAACACCCUCAUACAGUCCACCAACACCCUCAUACAGUCCACCAACACCCUCAUACAGUCCACCAACACCCUCAUACAGUCCACCAACACCCUCAUACAGUCCACCAACACCCUCAUACAGUCCACCACACCCUAUACAGGACCAACCUCAUACAGUCCACCAACACCCUCAUACAGUCCACCAACACCAUCAUACAGUCCACCAACACCCUAUACAGUCCACCAACACCCUCAUACAGUCCACCAACACCCUAAUACAGUCCACCAACACCCUUAUACAGUCCACCAACGCCAUCAUACAGUCCACCAACGCCAUCAUACAGUCCACCAACACCCUUAUACAGUCCACCAACACCCUCAUACAGUCCACCAACACCCUCAUACAGUCACCAACACCCUCAUACAGUCCACCAACACCCUCAUACAGUCCACCAACACCCUCAUACAGUCCACCAACACCCUCAUACAGUCACCAACACCCUCAUACAUGACAUGCUAAAGAAAUGUAUAUUUGGUAAGUGGUAAACUUAAGUUUAACAGUAAGAAUGGAGACCUUGACAAUGCAUGUGCUCCCACCUAUAUACAUAUGUACACCUGCCUGCACGGAGUCGCAUUAAGAAAAAUCAGCCUUGUUUACAAGUUCGAAUCUACACCUCGAUUAGGCUGAUAGAAAUCCUCAUCAUUUUCUUUAAUGAUUUUAAAUUUGAGCGUCAUUAUUUCUAUAUAGUCUACACUUUCUCGCUCUGAACUUCUAACAUUAGUGGGAUGGGUGUGGCUUCGUGACAAUGAACAAGAGCAGCUGCUCAGUAGUUCCACCUCCGACACCUUCACAAACAUCAGCUACGCGGGUGUCGGCUAUCGCCAGUUAACGCAUGAUCUGAUUGAACCUAGGCCUAAAAUAGUGCCUGCUAAGUCCUUUUGAAUGUGUUGUAUUGUGGGUAUUUAUGUUAUGGCCACACACAUAUAGACACACACACACACACAAUCACUCAUCAUUGGCAGGUUGCCUUGCAUAGUGACACGGUGAUAGAUUGCACAUGCCUUCCCUUUAAAAAGAAACAGGGAGUAUACAAGUAUUUAUUUUGAUAUUUAUUACUGUACUGCAUUUAUAUAAUAUGUGUUGACAGAACAAUAACCUUGACCUUUAGAAAAAAGACGCCCUUUAACUUUGAUUAAUAUAGGUAAAUAACUAUUAUGUCAUGUUUUCUGUUUUGUUGUUGACUUGUUACUAAUGUAUUGUCAUGUUUUGUUGUUGACUUGUUACUAAUGUAUUGUCAUGUUUUGUUAUUGACUUGUUACUAACGUACUGUCAUGUCAUGUUUUAUGUUUUGUUGUUGACUUGUUACUAAUGUAUUGUCAUGUUUUGUUAUUGACUUGUUACUAACGUACUGUCAUGUCAUGUUUUAUGUUUUGUUGUUGACUUGUUACUAACGUAUUGUCAUGUCAUGUUUCUUCUGCAGUCGAGAGGAUUUGGCCAGCAUCCCUGCUCUAGAUAACAAUCCAAUCCGGGCUCAAAUUAUUAAUGCCUUCUUUGAUAAAAGGUGAGUCAAAGUGCAAUAUUGAAAAUAUUGAAAUCACUCAUGCAAUGCAUCUUUACUGCCAUUAACUGUUAUAACCAAGUUAUUACACAUAGACAACAGUUUUGUUCAUGAAGUAAUCAGUGAUGCUGUCAAGGCUUUAGUCUUGAAGCAUGUUCAGCGCAUGGCAGUCUCAGUGAAUUGCCAUGUAACUGUAACUCUAUGCCUCUCUAGUGGUUUGGUUAAACCAAACUGAACCCUGCCCUCACUGGUAGGCCUGGUUUAACCUGGUAAAUGCCUCUCUGUGUACCUGAUACAGAAACCUCCAUCAGAAUGAGGCAGGAACAGUCCAGGAGAUUGGCUUUGAGGAGUUCCUCAUGGUGAUGUCUCACUUCCGCCCAGCAGCCAUGGGCAUAACAGAGGAGGAGAGGGAGAACCUGAGGAGGGAGAAACUACAAUGUGAGUUUGGUUUGGUCAUGAGUAAAGUAACCUUGUCUAAGACUUGUGUUAGUACCCUGGGCUAAUGCCUUGGCUAAUACCAGAUUCUGCGUUGCUAUUCUAAGGGCUAUUCUUCAAGCCUAGAUAGAAUCCUAACAACGUUUCAGUUCAGUAAUCAUACUCUUGUCUAGAAUCUAAAUAGGGCCUAAAGUGAACCAGUCAGUCUGUCUUGCUCCUCAUAAUCAUAGCUGCAUCUCAGAGAGCCAAACAUUUUUCUAAUCAUUCAUUACUUCCUCCUUGCUUUAGUCAUAUCCUUCCCCUGAACAACGAUAGUAGAGACCCUUAAGUUACACUACCUUUGGGGAUAAAAUAUUUGGUAAAAAAACUAUUUAGCUUAUUCCUCUUUACUGUGUCUGUUCAGUUCUGUUCAACAUGCAUGACACAGACAGCGACGGCACCAUCACCCUGGAGGAGUACAGACGGGUAAGGCCUCCCUUUACUACUCUCUCCUCACCAUAGUCCUCCAGGCCCAGGGCCUGUAUUCACAAAGGGCCCGAUUCAGACUUAGGAAAUGUACGCCUUUCCUAGACACUUCUCAGUAGUUGGUAUUCACCUUAUGCAGGUGCGUAGCGGGCUUUGCAGGCGUGGUUCCCUUGGCGCGCUGAAAACCCUCCCACUUGCUGGCCAACAGAUUUUCUUGUGGAGUUUUCAUUCAAUAGGUUUUUCAUUACAUUUAUCUAAAGUCAUCCCUUUAAAUUUGGUGUAGGCCUACCUUUUAAUUUGAAUUUUCUCGACAGACUCACUAGAAUAUAUGGCGAGAAUGGUUCAGAAUAUAAGAGAUCAAUUAAAGAAAGAUAUGUAAAUACAAACAUAUUUGUCUCCUUUUCAGCACCAAUUGGUAGAUUUAAAAAAAAUACUCUGAUCUUGUAUAUUAUUUAGGGUUAGGAAAGUAUUUAUGAAUAAAAUAAAAAACACAGUGGUUUGAUUCAUCCUGAAAGUUGCCAUAUUCAAUUGUUCAAUCCAUGAAAUAUUGGAAGGUGAGAACAAUGUACAAUAGGGGUUGAACAGUAGUCCUAUAGAUCUAUCCUAAUAAUCCUCACUAAUCAUGGAACUGUCAUGACAACGGUCCAGUCGUUACGGCUUACUCAUUUACCUAGCUCUUAUCAAUAGCUCUUAUCAAUCUGUAAAUUACAGUGCAUGGAGAAUGGUGUUAUUUCUAUCAGAAAAAAGAAAGUAGAUGUUGUUCCACUUGGAACCGACAGGUUACUCGACCUUAUUCACAGUUUCAUCGCACGUAAAAGGUGGUGGAAUUCUGAGGGAAUGAAGUCAAGGUCAGAAUAGGGUGUAUCUGUAGACACCUCAGCCAAACCUUCAUUUCUUUGACAUCCACCUGAAAGAAAUAGCAGGAUGAGUAGCAUGCUAUUCUCAUGCUUAAGUUCAAGGACAGAAUACUCCUGGAGAGAAAAGAGCAUCAAAGGGAAUUUCCAUUUACGCUCUUAACUCGGGUCGGAAUUCCCCCAGAGCAUCUCAUAGAAGUAGUGUUGAUCUAGCAUCAGGUUCCCCCUGUCCAUGUAGUAAUCUUUUACAUUAGGAUAUAAAAGGCUAAACUGAUCCUGUCAGCAUUCCUAUCCUGAGGACGCUUUGUGAAGGGCGGUUUAUCAUUGAUGUUUUUAGUAUAAAUUGAGUUUAUUCCAAUGGCAGCUUUAAAGCUGAAUUGUGUGUACAUCAGAAAUUCAAGAAAACCAAAUAAAUCACUAAAAUGUUUUAUUGACCGUUGUGCUGUUUUCUGUCUAGGUGGUGGAGGAGCUCCUAUCUAAGGCUGGCAUGAUCGGGCAGGAGACCGCCAAGGCCAUCGCAGACGCUGCCAUGCUGGAAGUGGCAGGCACUACAAGGGGCAAAAUGGUAAUGAUGUUUAUCACUAACACACCUUUAUUGUACUACAGAUCAAAUAGGUAAUGAAGUAGGUAUAUGAGUAAGAUAUGUUGAUAGCAUGAUUCAUUAGUGAACCACACCUUAUUUUGAAGUGCAAAGUACUGUUCUACUGUGUACUGCUUGGUGUCGUGCCUAAGAACAGCCCUUAGCCAUGUGUUAUUCGUGACAGCACACAAGUAUGCCUUAUUGCUUAAAUUGGGUUACUUUGUUUUUCAGGAACCUGAUGAAUUCUAUGAAGGAAUCACUUUUGAACAUUUUCUACAGGUAUGGUGUUACUGUGUAUUUCACAAGAUACUCAAAUUGGCUAAUGUUACAAAAAAAAAAGGAAAUGCCAUUUCACUGUGAGUUAUGCAAACGCAAGCUAUUAAAACAGUGACAUUUGGUGUCUUUAAAUUCUGCUAUACUUUAUACUGUAUACUUUAUAGAUGGUAUACUUUAAAUACUGUAUACUUUAUAUACUGUAUACUUUAUACUGUAUACUUUAUAUACGGUAUACUUUAUAUACGGUAUACUUUAUAUACUGUAUACUGUAUACUUUAUAAUAUAUACUUUAUAUACUUUAUAUACUGUAUACUUUAUACUUUAUACUGCCAUAUCAGUCUUAUAUUCCUUUUCUCCCCUCAGAUUCUAAAAACCUUUGAUAUUGAGACGAGGAUGCACGUUCGCUUUUUAAACAUGGACACUGCAACCUUGAGAUGUGGAAAAUCAAAAUGAGUCUCGGUCUCCUUUAAGAGACAUCGUUAUGGCACUGCUGUUUUUGUAGAAUGAAUCUCUCUGGUCAUCCUCUGUAAUGAAGCCAAAUACUUUCAUAUGCACUAAUGUUUAAAUACCAUUCAUAUGCACUAAUGUUUUCAUACUUUCAAUGAUUCAUGGGAAAUGAUUAUCCGAAUAAUACAUUGUGAUACAUGACAUGUAAAUGCACAAUAUUGCCUACAUAUACCCCCCUCAUCCCUUCAUACCCCCUUCUCCCUUCAUACCCCCCUUCUCCCUUCAUACCCCACUUCUCCCUUCCUACCCC
Messenger RNA from Coregonus sp. 'balchen', 8199 nucleotides. Lineage: Eukaryota; Metazoa; Chordata; Actinopteri; Salmoniformes; Salmonidae. The record is from the annotation of a GenBank genome assembly.